AUGCAUUACGCGGCAGAAUUUAUUCCAAUUUCUCGAGUAUCAAUGGUUUAUCACAGAAUAUCACUUCGAUUUCAUGUUCGAGUAAUACAUUUAUCGACAGAAUAUCACUUCGAAAUAUUUCGUUUAAAGUGGGAGUUCGAAAAUCCGGAAAAUCUAUCUACAGCUGAAAUGAUAUUAAAUGAUGCCACAUGGCCCACAACAAAUGAAAAGUUGAAUAAUCAUUUCGUCAAUGAUAUUUUGCUUAAAGAUCUGGUGGAAAAUAUUAUGAAAGAGAUCCAGUACCAAUGGGUGUUCCGUAAGGAAGAUAAUUCUUGUAAUCAUGAAAUGCUACAAGGACCCUCCGAGUCGAAGAAACGAAGGGUUCUGAGCACCAAUCCAUUUUUACAAAUGCACUACCAACUAAGGAGGCAGAACGAACGCUCAGUUUUUGUCACGGUUGAAGAAAAUCGGCGACAAAGAGAACAGAAGGGGAAAGAGAGAGAAAGAAAGAGGAGGAAUAUAUGCAAAGGAUACAUUCUUAGUGCAAACUAA
Loa loa (African eye worm) is the source of this 531-nucleotide messenger RNA. RefSeq lists its product as hypothetical. The transcript is spliced from 4 exons. The record is from RefSeq and is a predicted model, not a curated record. NCBI's taxonomy places the organism in Eukaryota, Metazoa, Nematoda, Chromadorea, Rhabditida, Onchocercidae. Bases 1 to 531 code for a protein of 176 amino acids.